AUGGAACUGAAAGCAUCACAUCGCCGGCUACUUUCUAACUUUCGUGUUGCUAUGGCGGAGAAGGAAAAGUACUCCAAGGUGAGGAACUGGCCGCGGAAAAUGAAAGAAAAUGCUUUGACGAACGCGGAAUUGGUUUUUCAGGCGGCGUUCUACCGCAACCAGGAAUGCGCUGAUGCGGAGAAAAUUGAAGGAGACGGCGGCAAACACGCUUGGAGUCCGACGCCCGACUACCGUGAGACCGCAGGGCGAAGGGUGUCUGUCGGCAACGUGAGUUCGUCACAGACAAACGACGACAGCCGAUCAUCACAACUCGAGUAUCCGUCUGAAGUUGAUAAGCACCAGUGA
Molecule: messenger RNA, 345 nt
Organism: Soboliphyme baturini
Lineage: Eukaryota; Metazoa; Nematoda; Enoplea; Dioctophymatida; Soboliphymatidae
Source: the annotation of a GenBank genome assembly